AUGUUGUCCAUAUUUACUAUUUUGGAUGCUUUUCUCAUUAAGUCAUCAUAUAUUAUAUCAGUGAAGCUUCUAUGGAGGGGUGAAGAAUGCUGGACUGAGUUUUUGAAUCUUCUAAAUGUUGCAGAAGCUGCUGCCACGGCAGCUUCUAGUCCUCACUUUCCACUCAACACUACUGAUUUCAUUGUUCGAAGAACGGGCAUAUUGAGACCAGCUGUUAGUGAAAAGAUUUUGGAUGUCAUGCAUCAAAAUGCUCAAAAUUGUCUAGCAAGUUGUCCAAUACAGGCCGUUGAUGAAGUUGCUGCAAGAGAGCUUAUACCAAAUUUAUCUACGCCUUUGAACAGAGCCUUCUUUAUGCCUAAAGCUGUGAAUGUUAAUCCCCACCACUAUCUUAAGGCACUUUUUCUUGCAAGUGAACAUUUGGCCAAGAGGUUGUCAUCAACAGGUUUCCCUGGCAAGGAAAUAGCUUUGCACAAGAAAGUUGUCACUUCACUAAGUGAAGUGGGAGAUGAAUAUGAUGUUGUGAUAGUUUGUCUUGGGGCUAGAGUUGACAUGCUAGCUGACCUGUCUAGAAUGCUUCCUUUAAGGACAUGCAGAGGCAUUGUUGCACACCUGCAGUUGAAUGAUCCCUUUGAAGGAAAUAAUGCCCUUGCAGUUAGUAGCUAUAGUAAAAGUAGAGAUACUGUCAUUAAAAUCUCUAAACACUCUUACCUUGAUAUUAACCAGGCUGAUACUGUUAACAUCUAUUGA
Molecule: messenger RNA, 747 nt
Organism: Spinacia oleracea (spinach)
Lineage: Eukaryota; Viridiplantae; Streptophyta; Magnoliopsida; Caryophyllales; Amaranthaceae
Exons: 6
Coding region: 1-747 (248 amino acids)
Cellular component (GO): cytoplasm
Source: RefSeq, a predicted model, not a curated record